Hyaena hyaena (striped hyena) is the source of this 1401-nucleotide messenger RNA. It is a transcript of the gene GIPR, whose product is annotated as gastric inhibitory polypeptide receptor. Gene Ontology annotation, biological process: adenylate cyclase-modulating G protein-coupled receptor signaling pathway; cell surface receptor signaling pathway. Gene Ontology annotation, molecular function: gastric inhibitory peptide receptor activity; peptide hormone binding; G protein-coupled peptide receptor activity. Gene Ontology annotation, cellular component: plasma membrane. The record is from RefSeq and is a predicted model, not a curated record. The coding region runs from base 1 to 1401 and encodes 466 amino acids. The transcript is spliced from 13 exons. NCBI's taxonomy places the organism in Eukaryota, Metazoa, Chordata, Mammalia, Carnivora, Hyaenidae.
AUGCUGAACGGUCCGCCUUGGCGGCUGCUACUGCUACUCUGGUCGUGGGGCCCGCUGCUCCGGAGGGCGGAGACAGGCUCUGUGGGGCAGACGGCGGGGGAGCUGUACCAGCGCUGGGAACGGUACCGUAGAGAGUGUCAGGACGCCCUGGAGGCCAUGGACCCCCCAGCAGGCCUCGCCUGUAACGGGUCCUUCGAUAUGUACGUCUGCUGGGACUACGCUGCACCCAACGCCACCGCCCGUGCGUCCUGCCCCUGGUACCUGCCCUGGCACCGCCACGUGGCUGCAGGCUUUGUCCUCCGCCAUUGUGGCAGUGAUGGUCAAUGGGGACCUUGGAGGGACCACUCUCAGUGUGAGAACCCAGAGAAGAAUGGGGCCUUUCAGGAUCAACGGCUGAUUCUGGAGCGGCUGCAAGUCAUGUACACCGUGGGCUACUCCGUGUCCCUGGCCGCACUGCUGCUAGCCUUGGUCAUCUUGGGUUUCUUCAGGCGGCUGCGCUGCACUCGAAACUACAUCCACAUCAACCUGUUCGCGUCUUUCAUGCUGCGGGCCGCCGCCAUCCUCACCCGAGACCGUUUGCUACCUCCCGCUGGCCCCUACCCUGGGGACCCAGCCCCUGUCCUGUGGAAACCGGCCCUAGCUGCCUGCCGCACGGCCCAGAUCGUGACCCAGUACUGCGUGGGCGCCAACUACACGUGGCUGCUGGUGGAGGGUGUUUACCUACACAGUCUCCUGGUGCUUGUGGGAGGUUCCGAGGGGGGCCACUUCCGCUGCUACCUGCUCCUCGGCUGGGGGGCCCCCGCGCUUUUCGUCAUUCCCUGGGUGAUCGUCAGGUACCUGUACGAGAACACGCAGUGCUGGGAGCGGAACGAAGUCAAGGCCAUUUGGUGGAUCAUACGCACCCCUAUCCUCAUGACUAUCUUGAUAAAUUUUCUCAUCUUUAUCCGCAUUCUUGGCAUCCUUGUGUCCAAACUGAGGACGCGACAGAUGCGCUGCCCCGACUACCGGCUGAGGCUAGCUCGCUCGUCGCUGACGCUGGUGCCCCUGCUGGGCGUCCACGAGGUGGUGUUUGCUCCCGUGACGGAGGAACAGGCCCGGGGUGCCCUGCGCUUCACCAAGCUCAGCUUUGAGAUCUUCCUCAGCUCGUUCCAGGGCCUCCUGGUCAGCGUGCUCUACUGCUUCGUCAACAAGGAGGUGCAGUCGGAGAUCCGCCGCUGCUGGCAUCGCUGUCGCCUGCGCCACAGCCUCGGGGAGGAGCAGCGCCAGCCACCGGAGCGCGCCUCCAGGACCCAGCGCUCGGGCUCAGGCCCCUGCCGAGUCGCCACUGACCGCACCCUAUCCUUGGGGACCCUCCCAGGGCCUGGGAAUGAGGCCAGCCGGGUCUUGGAAAGUUACUGCUAG